AUAAAGAAAAUUAAAAAAACAAAUCAAAAUUGCUUGAAUUUAUUUAGCCUUUAGCUUAUUCUGCCUUAAAUGCGACCAGUGCAGACCAAGAUUACCCUGCACCUCUGUGCAGUCUUAUCUUGGUCUGCACUGUUUGAUAUUCAGUCAGGAAAUUUUCAGUGAAAACUGUGACCUUUGAAUAAUAAUUGGCACUUUCCAAAUUGAAUGGUGGACCAGCCCAUUUUAAAAAUUCAGCAGGGUUAAGAUUAAGCAGAUAAACGUGAUAGGCUAUUUGAAUAAGUUACACUGUUGCACUGCUCCUAUUUUAUGCUUAUAUGAAUGUUGUUGUUGUUGUUGUAGUUGUUACUAACCUGUUGAACUAACAACCUUUAUACGCUACAGGGAUUUUACCCAAACUGCCUUUCAAAUUUGGUGGGAGUGACAGAGAUAAAGGGGGUGGAGUUAUGCUUGUUUCGCAGCGCUCCAUUGGUUCAGAUGAUCCCACCCUAGCAGGUGAAGGGGGAAUAACCCUUAUUUCGAAAAAGAAAAUUGAUACAGGACUUGACUUUGAUGAACAAGAACCAAAAGGUGCUAGUACCGUAAGUGAUGCAUCUUCAGGAUAUAUGGUAGGAGAAAUGGAGCAGACAUCAUACAGUUUCUCAGGAACACCUGCCAAUGAGGACCAUCCUUCACAACCAGGUCACCAUACAUUAAACCAGUUUAGUUCCGGUCAGAUAACAGAGUGGAACAAUGAGAAUGUUCGACAUUGGUUGAUUGGUAUAGAGAUGGAAAGAUAUGCUCCAUUGUUUACCGAAAAGUCGGUGACUGGACCUCAACUCAUAGCCAUGGAUUCUAAUAAAUUAAAGGCUCUAGGCAUAUCAAAUGUAAAAGACAGGGACUAUUUGAAAAAGAAAGUUAAAGAGCUGAAAUUAGUGCUAGAAAAGGAACGUAAACAGAUGGAGAGAGAAAGAAAACAAAUGGAAAAAGAACAAAAGCAGCGAGAAAAGGAACAAAAGAAAUUAUCUAAGAAGAAAUGAGAGGAUGUUUAACAUUUUCGAAUUAGGAAAUAAAAUUUAUGAAAAAAAAAAUAUGUGAUAUAUAUAAAAUGAACAAGGGAAUUGUUCAUGUAUGCAUUCAUUUAUUAAUUGCUAUUGAUUUAUUAGGGUUUUUUUGCACAAAAAUGAAAUAAGAAAAAUACAUAAUUAUAGACAUUUUUAUACAAAUGCUUGACAUUGAAUUUUUCUAUUGUGCCAGCAAGUGCUUCUUAAAUGUUGGAGCAAAGUUCCAGUGUCGGGUCAUGUGAUUAUAAAACUUCCUUUUAGAGGACACAUUUGACUGAUGAAAUUAGCAGAAUUUUACGCAGGUUACAUGUUUGGUAUCUACACACCUUUAUGCUGUGUUUUAGGUGCUAUUGUACCUGAUAUUAGUUAAUGGAAUAUUUUGCAUAUGUGUACUUAAACCUUUUACAUGAAAAAAUAUUUUCCAAUUGGCAGUAGCUAAAUUGGGAUAAUUGAUAUGUAUAGUUGAAUAUGGUACUUUCAAGUGCACAUGCAAUUAACACAUAUAAACAAUUUGUGUGCACAACAGGUUGGACCAAUUUUAAACUUGUGUUUUGGAGUUUUUUUUAGAGGGGGCAGGGGGUAUAUUUUUUUUUCUUUUGGAUAAAAUAUCUUCAAAAAAAAUGAAAUAAUUCUUUUUACUUCGUUUGAAUAGAGUUAUAUAAGUUUGUUUGAAAAAUGAAAAAUUGUUUGUUCGUUGUUUCAUAUUGACAUACUGCACAAAAGCAUUAAAUCAAAAAAGCUAAAACUGUAUGAAUCAUAUGUUAAUUGCAUAUUUUUAUUUUUGUAUAAAAAAAUGUUAAAAUAAUUCAUAGAUUUUUAACUUUUGAAACAAAAAUCAGACAGAAUUAACAUAUAUAAUCUAUUUGUAGCAGUUUAUUGCAAAAUCAUGGCAUGUUAUAACACUUAUAGAAUAUGGGACAUUUCUUGUUGGAGGUCCAAGGACAGGGGUGUAAUUUAUGUUCUGUCAAAAGUCACAUUUUGAAGACAACACUGAUUGCUGUGCUGCCUACAUAAUCUAAAGUCAGUUGUUAAGUAGCUGUCGAUUUUCUGUUAGGCUAACUGUUUAAUUUUUUUCAAAAGCUGAAAAUCUGAUAUGCAAAUAGUAAGUUGUGCCUUUCCUUGGCAUUUCAUAUAUGCAUUUUAUACACAUCUUGCCUUGACAUAGGUUUAUUGUCACACCAAAUGAAGAAAAUGCAACCUAGUAUCAAAACCAGGCAAAAUUGAGGUUAAUACAUCUGUGUUUUUAAAUAUAUACAUAAGUUUAAUGCAUGGAAUUUUUUUAUAUAUAUAGAUUACCUAUAAAAAAAACUAAAGAACUUUUUCUGCAGAUUACAGUGAAAAACUUUUUUUGUGAGUUUUGAUCACAUAGCUCAUUCCUUUAUUGAUAUUGUUAGAUUUUGUUGGUGCUAUCAAAUAUAGAACGGUGGAACUUUAUAUAAGAGUAUGUAAGUUAUACCAGAUUUGAUAUAGGACUUUUAAGUAUGGAUUGUGCUAUUAAUUUUUUUAUUACAUAGGUAUCUACACAUGUUAAUAUUAUAGAAUUGUUAUAAAUCCGAAUUUGUUGAAUAGCCAGCAUAAAAUUUAAAAAACUGAUGUGAAUAAAAAAAAAUGAACACAACUACACUCAUUAGAAUGACAUCAUGCCCACAGUAUGAAAAUCAAGAUGUAAAUAUGGAAAAAUAUUGAUGUUUCCAGUUUCAUUGUAACUAAACAGAGAGUAUAAAUAUGUAUAAACUGAUUCUUGUUUUUUAAAUGUAUAUGAAAUAAUUGAACACUUCCUUGCAAUGGUUUUACUAGAGAAUUUCCUAAUUGUAUGUAUAAACCUAAAGAUUGACAUUAGUUUUAACUCGAGAUUUAUUAAUUGUUAAACACAUGUGCCAAUUAAAUUUGCAGUAGUUUAGUGAGAUUUUCUAUAGCCGUUGUAAAUAGGUAUAGCCUGUAAAUGGCAGUUAUACAGAUUUUUCUAUUAGUUCUAACUUUACACUGUAUCUGAGAUAUGUUGAUUGGUCUGGUUGAUCCGUAUUAUUUACAGCAAUUUGAUUUUUUUUUUUUUUUUUUUUUUUUUUUUUUAUAAAGUUUUAUGGGCCAAGUAUUUAAGCAAAAAGGUAGUUAACACAAUUACUGUAUAUGUUAUUAUCAUCAAGAUCAGUUCAUUGGCUGCUAUAUGUAGUAGUGGUUGCUGUAAGGAUUUGUUAACAGAUAAGGUAUAUGCAUUUAAUAAAUAGUAGAACAUUCAAUAACAAAAGAAAGGAGAGUCCAUUUCAGAAAAUCAGGGGUAGUUGAUGUAUGAUAUGAUAGAGGGUAGGAAAAAGUGACAUGUCUUUGUAUAAUUCCUGUAAAAAUUGAAGAAGAUGAUUAAAAUGGUUUGUGAAAGUAAGUGAUCACUUGCUAAAUAAGGAAAAAAUGUUAUGUAAGAGUUAAAAAUUUCGUUCCUUAGUAGGUCAUUUGUUUGUUUCGAUUGUACAUAGUCAUGUAUGAUAACUAAUAAUCUUUGUGUAAAACUGAGUUCUGCAACUCGGUACUUUGUCAAGAGGGAAUUUGUAUAUUUUCACCUCUGUGAUGUCAUUGUUGCGUUUUAAAUUGUAUAUAAAAAAUAUUUGUAAAAUUUAAUGGUGUAGUAGUUCAUAUGUAUUGAUAAAUAAUAAAAAGUAUUAUUUAUAGCCGAUAUCAUUUAUUCACAUAUAUUCAUAUUAUUUUUUUUCAAAACAUUACUUUGCAAAUGACCUACACGUGGGAAAUAUCGAAACAUCGAAAUACAGUAUACACUAUUAAAUGGUAUUGAAUUGUGUUAAGUAGUGUUAAUGAUAAGAACAGCCUGAAUUUAUUUAUUUUGUGGGAGCUACUUUUCUACGGAUAACGUGUAGUGUAGUUUUACAUUAAUGAGAAGUAGGGUUGGUAAUGGUCAAGGGGACUAUUUUUAAUAUCUAGCUUGUCAGGAAUGCAGCUUAUAGUUGAGAAAAGUGGAGGUGAUAACAGGGAACAGAGAUUUGUUUUAUUUAGGUUAACUAGUGAUGGUAGUUGAUAAUAAAGGAAGAUUGAAUUGACCAAUUCAGGCAGUGUUACAAGAAAGUUUGUAAUACAUUAGAAAUCCUGAAUAUAAUAUGUGGAGGCUCCCAGCAGGGAAAUAUGUGCAUAUGUGUGUACACUAUAUAUGCACACACUUGCACAUGAAAAUAUGUACACAUGAGUGUACAUACAAGUAAAUGUAAAUUUUUUUGUGUAGAAUUUUAAAGUGGCUGUUAGAUGCUGUGAGGUGUUUGAGCCGUGCCACGAGAAAAUCAACAUAGUGGCUUUGCGACCAGCAUGGAUCCAGACCAACCUGCGCAUCCGUGCAGUCUGGUCAGGAUCUAUGCUGUUAGCUAAUGAUUUCUCUAAUUGCAAUAGGUUUUGAAAGUGAACAGCAUGGAUCCUGACUAGACUGCGCGGAUGCCCAGGCUGGUCUGGAUCCAUGCUGGUCGCAAAGCCACUAUGUUGGUUUUCUUAUGGCACGGCUCAUUUUAUAUGUGAAAUGUUGAGUUUUUAUUCAAAACUAAAACUGUGUCUAAAGUAGUGAUAGUGCCAGUAAAUAGUAUGUGUUUGUUACAUAGUUAAGAAGAGAAUUUUAUACAGUAUGGCAGUGGCUUUUACAAUGUAGUUAACAAGUGAGUUUAUACAAUAAAGCAGUGGUCUUUACAAUGCAGAUGGCUGUCUGUUUGCUUAAAUAUUUGGUCAAGGAAUAUGUAAAAGUUCUCCUUUUAAAUGUCAUACCGAUCCUUGAAAAGUCCUUGAUUUUAGUACAGUAAGCACAAUGGUCUCUGUAAAAGAACUUUUGGUUGUGAUUUUUUUUUUAAUUAAAGAUGUUCCUAGGUUAGUGUAUUUAUUUUCUUAAAAAGGAAUUAAUGUUGAAUUAUUUAUUGCAAAUAUUAUUUUAUCCAAAUGCACGACAGUAUUAGAAAACUUUAACAUGCGUGACCUGUUGCAAAAAUUUAGUCCUGUAAAGAAGUUCAUCUUUUGGUGUAAUAGUAACAUGCUAAAUAUAGAAACAUCAGUUUUGAAAAUCUGUUCUCACCUUUAUUCACUGAGGUUGGUAGAAGGUAAAGCAGAAAAGUGUGAUGUUUGAAACAGUGCUAUCUUAGGCAUUAUAUGCACUUGAUUAGUGAAAUAAUUUGCAAGUGCAGUUUGGAUUAUUUGACCUUAUAUGUCUAUAUGAGCCGCACCAUGAGAAAACCAACAUAGUGGCUUUGUGACCAGCAUGUAUCCAGACCAGCCUGUGCAUCCGCGCAGUCUGGUCAGGAUCCAUGCUGUACGCUGUCAAAGUCUAUUGCAAUUAGAGAAACUGUUAGCGAACAGCAUGGAUCCUGACAAGACUUCGUGGAUGCGCAGGCUGGUCUGGAUCCAUGCUGGUCACAAAGCCACUAUGUUGGUUUUCCCAUGGCGCGGCUCAUAUAUUAUUAAUCAUAUGUAAACUUGUACUGUAUGGUAGACAUUAUGUCCUUUUGUAUUAAAACUUAACCAGAGUUGAAAGCUGUUACUUUAUUAUUGUACAAAUUGUCCAGUCGGUUUAAAAAGUAGAUAACUGUAUUGACAUAAGGAAAUGUUCUGGCUGUGGUAACAAAAAAGUUCUGUUCUGCACACUUUUAAUCAAGCUGUGAAUUAUUCUUUAGAUGUACAUGAGAAUGUCUUUUAUUUUACCAAUUUUUAAAGGGAGUUUGAAAUUUAAGAACAAAACAGAUUUAAUGUAAUUGCUGUAGAGAAUCAAUUUUUUUUAGCAGCAUAUGUAAAAUUUACUGAUUUUCACCAAAAUAGUUUAGAGUUACACGUAAACCUACUAUACUAAUGAUAUAUGUGCAUUUAUAAUUUCCAUUUGUAUUAUAUAUUAUAAAAUAUGGAUAAAUAAUGAAAUGAAAUUCAUUAAUAUAUUGAUUUAUAAAUAUUUCUGUUUUUAUAAAUUCAUUGAUUUUUAUAUAUUUUCAUAUAUAUAAAUACAUGUUGUAUACUCAAGGAAAAUAUACAUUAUACAGGAUAUCUGUUCGUUUGAACAGAAAAGACAUUGAAAUGGAAAGAAAGUUCUACAUUAUACGAUUGUCUCAAAAUAUGAAAAAGAUACAAAAUUAUACUAAGAAUUAAUAUGAUAUACACUAUAGCAAUCUUAUUUAUGACGGUAUUAUUCAAAACAUUAAGGCUUGUGUAUAGAAAAAAUAUGUGGAGUUGUGAGCUGCAGCAUGUUUUCAAAAUAUAAUGUUUUGAAAAAAAAUUUUGGGUGAUUUAGAUUUGAUGUAUUUGGAACAGGAACUGUUUAAUAUUACAGAAUAUUCCUAGUAUGUGAUGAACUGGACAAAUACUUUAAAGUCGGAGCACAUACAUUUUAAAGUUUAGUUAUUUUCAUCAAGAAAUAUUCUAGAUGACACACAUGCAGAGUAAUUCCAUCGGCAUGAAUAUGUAGUCUAUCAUAAAUGUCGUUAAUUUUCCAUAUAUAUUUUUGUCAUGACUAUUAUUGUAUCAUAUUACAUGUAUAAAGGAUUUAGGGAAUAUGUGAUAAUAAAACUAAUGUCACAAUG
This is a messenger RNA of Mercenaria mercenaria, 6577 nucleotides long. Its product is annotated as sterile alpha motif domain-containing protein 14-like. The record is from RefSeq and is a predicted model, not a curated record. The transcript is spliced from 5 exons. Gene Ontology annotation, biological process: actin filament organization; calcium-mediated signaling; neuron projection development. Gene Ontology annotation, cellular component: cytoplasm; postsynaptic density; actin cytoskeleton. Lineage: Eukaryota; Metazoa; Mollusca; Bivalvia; Venerida; Veneridae. Gene Ontology annotation, molecular function: actin filament binding. The coding region runs from base 444 to 1016 and encodes 190 amino acids.